Messenger RNA from Penicillium riverlandense, 6453 nucleotides. RefSeq lists its product as uncharacterized. The record is from RefSeq and is a predicted model, not a curated record. The transcript is spliced from 21 exons. The coding region runs from base 1 to 6453 and encodes 2150 amino acids. Lineage: Eukaryota; Fungi; Ascomycota; Eurotiomycetes; Eurotiales; Aspergillaceae. Gene Ontology annotation, molecular function: ATP binding; metal ion binding.
AUGGGCUCUCCGUUGACGCCGUUGACUGCGCUCCUAGUGCAAGAGGCCGAACUUGGCCUUCAUGAGUACAAUCAUGUUCUUUCUAGUAUUGACAAGUACCACCACCGUCUCCGUGAUGAGAUGCAGGAUGAAAUGGUCCAUGACCAGAUCGUGCUCAAUCCCAGCCGGGUCCUGCGGCGCCUUCAGAAAUGCUUCGAAAUUCUGAGAACCAAGAAGCUGUCUGCUCCAAUCUCAGGCGAGUUAUUCACGUCUCUUGUGCUACCGUUGAUCCCUCCACAAGAUAAUAUCCUCACAAUCAUGCAAUGUGCGAACCUGGUCGGCUCAGGACUGCCUCUAGUCACUCGCCACCCCUCUUCGCCCUACCUCCACCAACUUGCGGGCACUCUGUUGCCUAUUGCACAUCUUCUCGACAUACUAAUUGCCCAUGAAAAGUACAGUAUACUGUUGAAUAUGUGGCUGCUUUCUAAGCGGCAUAACCUGGAUCUGGACGUUGUGAUUCAGAUCGUAAAGCGCCUGAUCGACCUUUGCGAUGCUUGCACGGCGGAUCAUGGCACGGUCGCCACCCCAGAAGUCUUAGAAAAAGCAAAGACUUUGAUGGAAUCUCUAAGGUCGCUGAUCCGAGCUGCUCAGGAGAAUAAGCAGAAGUCUCAAAAGAUCGAGAACCUUCCUCCCCUAGAGCAAAUGAAGGCUCUUGGCGUAGACGACAAGAAAUCUCAUCAUGCUCUUCAAGACUCUGUUCCGAAUAUCGAGAUUCCCGCCAACAUUCUCGAGGAUCUGCAUUUCUUUGGGCUCCAAGCACAGGCGUCGAUGCGCGGUCUGACCGAUUCACUCGAGCAACUUGAAAACAAAACCAUACCAUCCAUGAUGCGUACUGCUCUGAAGAGCUUCCCUUGCAGGCCCUGCAUGGAACGCUUGACUGGAGAAACGGUCGCAUUCUCAAAGCCAGCAGAUGUCCAGCUGUUUCCAACCCAAGUCUCAGGACAUUCGUAUGACAUCUUUGGGAAGCGCGUCGGGCCGUGGAAAGUUCUGUUAUCUGAGAGAGCUUUGUCCGAUGUAAGAAAGCUGGCCUGGGCAGGCACAUUUGCUCCCACAGCGAAGAAACUCAGGGAGCUGGCGAGUGGCGAGUGGAAAGGGAAAGCAUUGUCCCAGCGCGCAGGCUCCAAGAAGCAAAAGGAGACGAUGCAAGUUCCUGUGCUGCAAGUUAUUGUUUCUCAAUCCGUGUCAAUCUUAUGGCAGCUGGAUGUUGGUUUCUACGAUGAACUUCCAUGGAUACAGCAGCAGAUCGUGAAAGUCUGGAAAAUUGUUACUGCAAACGACGAGCUGGAUCCUGCUAUCGGCAACAUCAUUGCUUUCCAGAAUAAUUACACGCCUGAGUUCACCAAGUUCUGUCUGGCACGUCCCGUUGAGCAUACAGAUGGGACAUUCCUUCCACAAAAGUUUGGCAAUGCCAAAGGUUCCACAUCCGCUCAGAUGGCAUGCAUCAAGCCAUCCAAGACUGACCAAGCCAUUGUUGAGAUGCCAAGUAAGAGCUACCGUGUGCUUUGCAUGAACUUUUAUAUUGCAAGGAUCAGAGUUAAUGCUUUCAACCCAGACAAGUUCUACAAUCUAACGGAACCAUUUCUCAAGUCCAUUGCGGCGGCAACAGGCAGAGAGGAAUUUCCUUUCGACUUGUCUCCGGAAGAGCUUGAGAUUGUCGGGCACUUUGACACAUCCUCUUUGAUUCUUGCAAGAAGUGGGACCGGCAAGACCACUUGCCUACUCUUCAAGAUCCUUGCCAAAUACAGUGCUAGAAAAUCAGCUCCGGAGGAACAAACAAUUCGGCAGCUUCUCCUGACUCGCUCUGUAUACCUGGCAUCUAAGCUGCGGGUAUAUGCAAAGAGUUUGGUUGAAACCUACUCCGGCGGCGCAUCAACCGAAGACGCGCCAAGUGAUUCGAAGCCAAUGUCGUUCUUUGCCUUGAAGAAUGUAGACUUCCCUUUUGUCUGCACCUACGACGACUUCUUAGGCCUGCUUGAAAAUACAAUCAGGAGGGCGGAUCGCAAAGAUUUCCUUGAGAGCACGGACAAGUCGAAGGCUGUUGACCUGGUUGUGAACAACCCCAGGGUCAUCGACUUCCACAUUUUCAAGACGGAGUACUGGGGUUGCCUGUCUGGCAUUGCACCUACCUCCUGUUCUGCCGAGCUUCUUUUUGCGGAAAUCAUGGGUGUAAUCAAGGGGUCUGGUACCUCCGCCAAAACCCUAAAAUCGCUCACUCGGCCAGAGUAUGUCCGACGAAAAGCCAAAGCAUCCCCUGCUUUUGCGGCGGAGACGGACCGUGAAAAGGUUUAUGCGGCUUUUGAGCGAUACGAGAGACAAAAGAAGCAACUGAAAGAGAUCGACGAGCUUGACCGGGUCAGCGAUUUGUUGAAGUUGCUGAAAAACAACGCCACCCUCGAGCAACUCAUUCGCCGCUGUUUUGAGGAGAUUUACGUCGAUGAGAUCCAGGACCUGCGGUGCCUGGACAUCGUGCUGCUCCUCAGCUGUCUCAGCGAUGCUAGAGGCAUUCAUCUGGCUGGCGAUACUGCUCAAUGUAUCUCCAAGGACUCGGCUUUUCGUUUCUCGGAGAUCAAGGCGUUGUUUUACGAGUACUAUGAAGUCAUUGCGAACGAGCUGAAGCAGCCUUCUUUCGCAAAGCCCGUCCAGUUCUCCCUGGCCAAGAACUAUCGUUCCCACCAAGGCAUACUGAGCUUUGCUUCCUGGGUGAUGCAGCUGCUCUGGAAUGGGUUCCCAGACACCAUCGACAAGUUAGAGCCAGAAGUGGGACAGACAUGGGGACCGCGGCCCAUUAUUUUCGCCGGGUUUGAUUCAUCGAUCUUGUCGGCGAAGAUGAUCGGAUUGGUCAAGCUCAAUGACCAAGUAGCGGACUUCGGUGCUGAACAAGUCAUUCUUGUCCGGGAUGACAUGUCUAAAGACAAACUGCAGGGCCAAAUUGGCGAGGUCGCUCUGGUUUUGACCAUCCUGGAGAGUAAAGGUAUGGAGUUUGACGACGUCCUCGUUUAUGACUUCUUCGGCUCCAGUGGGCUGGGAAGCAGCUACCGAUGUUUGAACCUGCUGGCUCGAGGGGCACGGGCUCAAUUUGAUUCUCAGAAGCAUGCGGCAUUGUGCUCGGAACUCAAGCAUCUGUAUGUUUCAGUUACGAGAGCACGAAAGCAACUGUGGUUCAUCGAAACCAGCGAGAACAGCGUGGAGCCCGUUCUUCAGGCGCUCUCCGAAAGCGACAAUCCCCGACUCGCGGAUCUCGUGAAACAGAAGGACCCGAAUGUUGCGGAAAAAGUCAUGGUCUUGCGGGCUGGUGGCUCUGUAGACCCCGCAAGAUGGCUUAAAAGAGCAGCGCACCUUCUGCACCAGAAGAAUUUUGCGGACGCAAGUCACCUGGACCUGCUAAAUGACAGUAUAGAGCUUUGGAAAGACCGAGGCGAGUACCGCAAAGCUGCCCUGUAUUACGAGAAGGCAAGCCUUUUUGGAGAGGCCUCGGAAUGUUAUCAUUCAAAGGGGGAGUAUGAACAGGCAGUGGAAGUCCUGCGCCGAGGUGAUCAAUUCGACCAGCUCAUCGCUUACCUCACUGGCAAUAAAAGUCUUCUCAACGCCAGCACUCUUCAUCGCUAUUCGAGACUCUGCAACAUUCUGGUUAAGCAAGACCGCAUUUCGGCUGGCUUGAGGGCGGCGGCCAUCGACCUCCUUGGACCGGAUGUGGAUAAAGAGGCUUUCUUCAAAGAGUUUGAGAUGUUCGACCAACUCCGUCUUUUCUACGAAAAGAAAGGCAGAUGGCUUGAAUUCUACGAAAUGUCAAUUUCAGCGGGCGAUCUCACUUCCGCGAUGGACGCUCUGCUUUCCCACAACCUGAUCUUAACGGCUAAUAAGAAAACCGCCGAGAUGGUCUUUCAUUAUGCUGUCGCUGAAUCCCUUAUCACUCACAAGGGUUUUGCCAAUGAUCUGCCUGAGGGAGAUGAGAAUCUACUGAAAAGUGCCAAGGCAGCUUCCUUAGAAAGACUUGCUGGGCAAUGGCAGGUGGUGUUUGAGAUGAUCCGGUGGGCUGCAGACGAGAAUCGACCCGUCGAUUGGAAGCGACUGGAAGACGGUAUCCCAAGAGACUUCUUCUGUCUUUAUGUGAUUGCAUUUGAGGUGAAUGUUGUCAACAAAACGAAGAUUAUGUUUCUUCCGGGGGAUGUCAUGCUUCGAGCGAAAAGUCUGAUCCAUGCCCUUGAGUUUGAAAGCAAAACCGCAUCAAACUGUCUGAAGCUUCUCUGUGGCCUGUUUAACAACCCUGAGACACCGAAAUCCUGCACUCUGCUUCAGUGGUCACCUCUCAAACGGGCUGGAGACGACACAUAUCUUGAAACUGCAUCCCCUGGUGAGUUGUUCAGCAGUGCCAAAACCUGGAUCCGAAAGAAAUUUGCGGUGACGGUUACUCAGUUCCACGAAAGGGCUGUUUCUCUUGUACGAAGAGGAUUUCCCAAAGUAUGCGGGUAUUUUCUCGAGAGAGGUGAAAUUGCAGGCUUCUGUCACCGAACAGAGUGUGCUUUUCUUCAUGAAAAGCCGACCCUCGAAUCAUGUAAUUCAAAAGUCACCGUAUGUCAUCUCAGCCACGCUCCAACCAGGAAAUAUACUAACGCAGAAUUAUUCAAGUGUCUCUUGCGCGUUUGUGAACUUUUCGCCAGACUUACCCCCCUUUACAUCCAACGAGUCAUGGGCAGUGAGUUUCAAGAGACGUUCUUGAAACGGAGGCGACAUUGGCUAGAGCUCGUGCUCGAAGAACUUACGUUCGUAUCAUCUCACGAACAAUCCGCAACUGUGAUAAUGUCAACUCUUUCUAUCCUUCACGCCCCCAAAAAUCGUCAAGCGACUGUCGGCUGUCUUGAAGAGUUGCUUUUCCACCGUUUGGAUCGGGAAUGGCAACAGCGCCAGAGCUUCACCGCCAUCCUGGAGCAAAUGCAGCAAGCCCAUCAACUCGGUCCCCAAGUUGCUCACGGGUUUCAUCGAGCACUACUGAGCAAUGUUAGAUACAACCUGUCUCAUCCUCGAAAAGGGGUCUCUAUCGAUCCCCUGAAGACAGCAUGCCAAGGAUUCCAUGGCGCCGAGAUGAUUUACUCGGGUGUGGCGAGACGGGAUACCUGGGAGUUCUAUGAGGGAAUGCGAGAAUUCCUGGCCAGCAUGGAAAGAAUCGAAAUGAAUUCGCUUACCUGGUUUCCAGCGUUGCUGUCCGUUGUCGAACUCGCAACCACAUAUGUACUUUGCUUGAUCAACCCGGGGAACGCCGUCGUUAUCCCUUGGUCGUGGGCUCUAUUCCAUUUGCCCAUCGCCAUGCAAUCUUCCUCUGCCAGUAGUGUUGCGCUCACGGAUAGUGUCAAGAUGUCGCACCUGAGUUUCCUCACCAUCAUGGUUUCGAGCUUCUGCCGUCUACUGGACAAGAUGGAGUUCGCAAUCAACACUCACGAGUUGGGAUUUAUGGGACGUCGCAGGGUUCCAGCAGGGAUGAUUAAGAGACGAAACACUGAUUAUCUCACAACAGUCGCUCUGAAUUUGAGCCACUGGCCCAUCAUCCCAAAGGGGUUCGUGGACGUCUGGAGUCAGAUUCAGAAGACGCUUGCGUUCACAGCUCCCCAGAGCGUGAUAACAACCCGCGGUUUCCAAAAGCUUCGAGAGGAGUCCAUACGUCUCUAUACAGCAUACAAUGGCAAGGAUGAGCUGUACGUCAUCUCGCUCGACAACCAGAGCCAGCCUCCUCUUCACUUCCGAGGUUUCAUUGAAAGUCACGGCCGGUUUGAGACGCUGACUACGGCUCUGAGAUCCUCGCGGCUUGCAGAAAAUCCCCUAGCCAUGCUCAAAUGUGAGGAUUCGACAGCUGGGGAGGAGUAUUCCGGACAUGAACUCAACAUGAUCAUGAAUCUCCAGCGAUGUUGGCGGCGAGUGAUGAAGUUGAUUGAAGAGAAACGCCGCAUGCGAGAAACACCCGAGGGAAAGAUCAUCGCUUCCUUGCAGAGGGUGUGUUCUUUGAAGUUCAGCUCACUCCCUAGCCACUCGCGCCUGUCUAUCAAGAACAAAGUCCGCCUGCGGAAGGUGCUUUUCACCGACGUUCUCAAGAUCCUGGUUGAGCUGGAAACAGUGGCGGCCAACGUCCAGCGUCUAAAGGAUACCUGCAAAGCUUUGUUCUUGAACACCUUCGCCCUCGCAGAAAUCGAAGAGCUGGAUACAAUCCGCGCCUGCAUCAACCACGUCGAUGCUGGGCUGGACGCUCUCACGACGAAGUGGUCUCUCAAGUGGAUCGGGUCGGUGAUCUUGAUCAUGUCUCCACGGACCCUGGAGCAGCAUGCGUGCGAGGCAAUCCGCGACCUUUGGGCCGCCAAGCAGGAGGCAGAAGUGGUUAAGUAUCAGCUCAACGCUUUUGCUAGCCCUUCCAGGCCUAAGAGGCUUUGA